Molecule: messenger RNA, 624 nt
Organism: Talaromyces proteolyticus
Lineage: Eukaryota; Fungi; Ascomycota; Eurotiomycetes; Eurotiales; Trichocomaceae
Product: putative glutathione peroxidase Hyr1
Exons: 2
Coding region: 1-624 (207 amino acids)
Biological process (GO): response to oxidative stress
Molecular function (GO): glutathione peroxidase activity
Source: RefSeq, a predicted model, not a curated record
AUGGCCUCGGCAACCACCCUCUACGACUUUCAGCCUCCUGACAAAAAGGGAAACCCCUACCCCCUCUCCUCGCUUCGCGGCAAAGUUGUCCUCGUCGUCAACACUGCUUCCAAGUGCGGCUUCACCCCUCAAUUCGCCGGUCUCGAGAAGCUCUACAAUUCAGUGGAAUCCAAACAACCUGGCGCCUUCACUAUCCUUGGCUUCCCGUGCAACCAGUUCGGAAACCAAGACCCCGGAAGCAAUGAUGAAAUCCAGAGCUUUUGCCAAGUCAACUACGGCGUGACCUUCCCAAUGCUCGGCAAGAUUGACGUCAACGGCAGCAAUGCAGAGCCCUUGUUUGAGUGGAUCAAGGGUGAGAAGCCGGGGUUGUUUGGCGUGAAGAGAGUGCUAUGGAACUUCGAGAAGGCGUUGAUCAACAGCAAGGGAGAAGUUGUAGGCCGAUGGAGGAGUAUCACCAAGCCCGAGAGUCUCGAGGAGACGAUCAUCCAAGAGAUCGAGAAGGCCAAGAAGGACGGCAGUGCCGGUGCCGCUUCUGGAGAAACAACCACCAAGGCUGAACCCGCUCCGACUGCUACAGAAACCGCCGCGCCUGCUCAGCCAGAGGGUGGGCCAAAGCUGGCUUAA